CUAGAUUAGGCCUAUCUAGGCCUACCAUGUCUCACAUUUCUCCGAUGCAGGGAUGGAGAGGUCACAUUGCUGUGAUGGAUGUACUGAAUGUGUGACGUGGGCAGGGUGUGGUGUGUAGGUCUACGCAGUGCACAAGCAGACAGAACACACCACAGGGUGUGGUAGGGUGGAGGACAACACAGUGGCAGAUGCAUACCCUGAUAGCAAUGCUCACUGGUAGAGAGGUCACGCCAAGUAUGUGGGAUUGAUGCCCCAUGUUUAGCAUACAAAAGCUGGUCUCCUUGUCUUAAGUCUGGCAUAUCUUCCACUUUUCUCAGUGAGGGAAGUAAGACUAGAGUAAAUAUGAUGGUCGGUUUUGUAUCGAAUUCUGACUCAAGCUCUCACUUGUACCCAGCUGCUUACGCUGAUCCUGGGUUUGCACAGUUCAACUCUCAGCACACAUGUUCCUUUUCAUCCAGUUAUAACCAGAUGAAAGUGGACUUGUCGUUGCCUCAGGAAAAACAACUUGUGCCUAGGUUUCAAUUAAGUGGAGACGAUCAGAAACUUUUGAACGAUAAACCUCACAAGUGUGAGUUCUGUGGUCAGGGCUACAAACACAGACAAGAUUUGAGGAGGCAUAUUCGCAACAACUGCAACAAGUGUGAUUUGUGCGGUGCAAAAUUUAAAUCAAUAUGCAGUUUAAGGAAACACAUCUUGGCCCAUACAGGAGAAAAACCUUACAAGUGUGGUGUGUGUGGUGCGGGAUUUGGCCAUAAGAGUCAUUUAAACAGACACACUUUGAUACACACAAGAGAGAAGUCUUACAAAUGUAAUGUGUGUGCCACAGAGUUUACUACAUUUAGUGAUUUUAAAAGACACAAUCUGUUACACACGGGAGAGAAACCGUAUACAUGUGAUGUGUGUAAUGCAAAGUUUCGACAAUUUAGUGGUUUAAAACAACAUGCCUUGAUACACACUGGAGAAAAACCUUUCAAGUGUGAUGUCUGUGAGUCAAGAUUUCGUCUUAAAAAUCACCUGAAACAGCACACGUUAAUUCACACAGGAGAAAAGAACUAUGAGUGUCAUGUAUGUGAUUCAAAGUUUAGUACGUAUAGUGAUCUGAAACGGCACACUGUGUUACACACAGGAGAGAAACCAUACAGAUGUGAUGUAUGUUAUGCCAGAUUCAGACAAGCCAGUACUUUGAAACAACACACCUUGAUACACACUGGAGAAAAACCUUACAAAUGUAAUGUCUGUGAAGCAAAAUUUAAGCAAAGAAUUCAUUUAAAGCAGCACUCUUUGAUACAUACUGGUGAAAGACCUUUUAAGUGUGACAUGUGUGAUGCAAGUUUUGUUCGUAAAAGUCAUUUAAAGCAACAUGCUUUGAUACACACAGAAUCUGCUGGAGUGUGACAUUGCCAGCAUUAUUACACUACAUACAUGUAUUGCUUUUGUAUUUGAUCAACUGUCACCGCAGUGUCACAGAUAGCAGCAUCCUCAUGUGGUGCCAUGUUUGGAAAUCUUGACAUGCUGGUCUUCCUGCCUUGUGCAUGUCAUGUGAUAAUUUAAUUUUAAUCCCCUGCAAUCACUCCGAAAAGUAAUAUUUUUCUUUUUAGUCUGAACUUGCUGGUUCCCAGUGCUACUUAUUGAUUGGCAGAAACCCUUAAUUUUUAAACAGAAUCUGAGGUGUAAUAGUUAAACUCUUCACUCUACCGGUAGCGAAGAAAAGAAACAAGUUUGAUUCCUGAGUAGAAAAGUGUUGUUAUCAAGUAGCCUACCACUUGGCUGGGUUCUGUCAGACAUGGAUGUUCAAAUUGUAAUGGUGAAAGAGUUGUUUACACAUACUAUUGCCAGAUGUCAUAAUAUAAUUACAGUAUAACACGGACAGCUCGAAUUCGUCAGGACCGGCCUCUGUAGUUCGAGGGACCAGUAGUUUGAGGGAUGUCUUAUAAAAAUAAAGAGAAAAAAAAAACAGGACUGCAGGCACAGUUCAACAGUUGUGUGAUUUCGAAUCUUCAGCGACCUCUCUGUGUUAUACUUUUAUACUUAUACUGUACAUGUACAUGUAUGUGUUUUUGUGAUUGACGAUUAUAUUGUAAUUUUUAGUAAAUUA
Messenger RNA from Aplysia californica (California sea hare), 2095 nucleotides. Its product is annotated as zinc finger protein 525. Gene Ontology annotation, molecular function: RNA polymerase II cis-regulatory region sequence-specific DNA binding; DNA-binding transcription factor activity. The record is from RefSeq and is a predicted model, not a curated record. NCBI's taxonomy places the organism in Eukaryota, Metazoa, Mollusca, Gastropoda, Aplysiida, Aplysiidae. The transcript has 2 exons. Gene Ontology annotation, biological process: regulation of transcription by RNA polymerase II. The coding region runs from base 343 to 1395 and encodes 350 amino acids.